UCCAUAUCAUAUCAAACUGAUCCAUCCAUCUAUGACAUGUAUUUAUUCUUACUUGUUUUGUGUGUGGAGUGGUGUGUGUACUUGUAUGCCUUUCCAGGCUUAGUAAUAUUCUCAGCUCCAUGCCUUAUCUUCUUCUACUCUACUGACUUAUUACUUGCUCUUUCUAUCUCUCUUUCUCUCUCACCAAAUAAAAUAAGCAACAAAGCCUGAUCUCAAUUGAGGGAACAAAUGGAGCAACAGCUACAACACAAGCAAGAACAAGAACAAGAGCUCGACCCCAACUUUAUGUAUCUCAAGUUUGUCAAUCAAGAUGAAAAGGCAACUUAUAUAAAGGUGCUUCGGAAAUCAAAGAUAACCAAGGCAUUUAACAAGUACUACCAAGUUAACAACAUACAACAUGGCAUCGCUCGCUUCCUUUUCAAUGGCAAUUGCAUUCUUCCUACCUGCGAUGCCACUCCCUCUGAUUUGUAUAUUCAUGAUAAAGAUCAAAUUGACGUUUUUCGCGAGGUUAAUGGAGGUGCUCCAUCCAUAUCCUAAACCAUAUAUCAACUUCAAUUCUACCGCUGCUUUUACUUUAUCUUAUUCAUUAGUCACCGUACGGUGUAUAAGGUUAUCCUUGAUUAAAUACUCCGUAUUAAUUAGUAGCUAUCCUUGGGAUUUUAAGGCUGUUCAUUAAUUGGGGACCUGGAUAUGUAUUACUCUAACCUUUAAUGUUUUAUUAUUUAUGCUUAAACACCAAACUCAUCACUGCCCUUUACUAAACUACUGUAAUUCACAAUCAUCAGUUGUUGUGCUUCCUUUGCU
This is a messenger RNA of Chenopodium quinoa (quinoa), 804 nucleotides long. RefSeq lists its product as uncharacterized. Bases 229 to 537 code for a protein of 102 amino acids. The record is from RefSeq and is a predicted model, not a curated record. Gene Ontology annotation, molecular function: protein tag activity; ubiquitin-like protein ligase binding. Gene Ontology annotation, biological process: protein sumoylation. Lineage: Eukaryota; Viridiplantae; Streptophyta; Magnoliopsida; Caryophyllales; Amaranthaceae. The transcript is spliced from 3 exons. Gene Ontology annotation, cellular component: nucleus.